GUUUCCCACAUGAAUUUGCGAUUUUUCGAGGGUCUAGAAAGACACGUGCAUGUAUUUUUCAAUCUUUAGUUAUCGUCUAUCGGUAAAUGCUUCCUGAGAGAGACAGGAGACAGGACCGAGUCAAGCAGUACGUCUUCGUAACCUCCUGUCCGAAUAUGUGCUUCUGAUAACUUCAACGAUUUUUCAACUCCGAACUGAACUGCUCUGCGACCGCUCGUAAAAUACACGGAGUGCUAGGCUCAGUGGUUUUACGUAUGCGUACACAGUGUACACUCACGUAUGUAUGUAUGUAUGUAUGUACAUACAAUCUAGAGUUUAGAUGCUAGAGUAUUUUAAAAGCGAUCAAGGUACACUUGAAUCAUUUGGGCUUCCAAGAUAAGCGGUCAUUAGAUAUCAUCGAAUUAAACAUCGAAAUUAAUUAAUUUUCAAAUGACCCAAACACUGCAGCUGGCAAAUUGUAUCUUCUGUAAAAUUAUUAGGAACGAGGAACCUGGUGAAAAAGUUUUCGAGGAUGAGGAUGUCACAUGUAUUAAAGAUAUUAAUCCAGUGUCUACACAUCAUUAUUUGAUAAUACCGAAUAAACAUAUACGCAAUGCAAAAACACUUCAACCUGAAGAUUCUGAACUUUUCGACAAGAUUGUUGCUACAGUAAAUAUUAUCUCUGAAAAGAUGAAUCUUGAUCCUGCGUCUACACGAACAGGAUUUCAUUGGCCGCCAUUUAAUACCGUUCAUCAUUUACAUUUACACGUUAUUUCACCAGUAGAGAAAAUGAGUGGUAUAAGAAAGCUGAUGUUUCCAAAUCCCAAUAACUAUUGGUUUGUGAGCACAGAUUAUGUGAAAUCUCGUUUAGAAAAUAGUAAAAAAUAGAGCAUUAUAAUUUUACUUUGUUACUUGCCUUUUUGGUACAAAUUAGGGAUUAAAAUUUUAAGCAAUUGAUCA
Cyphomyrmex costatus is the source of this 939-nucleotide messenger RNA. RefSeq names its product histidine triad nucleotide-binding protein 3. The record is from RefSeq and is a predicted model, not a curated record. Gene Ontology annotation, molecular function: catalytic activity. The transcript has 4 exons. NCBI's taxonomy places the organism in Eukaryota, Metazoa, Arthropoda, Insecta, Hymenoptera, Formicidae. Bases 430 to 867 code for a protein of 145 amino acids.